Molecule: messenger RNA, 2084 nt
Organism: Odontomachus brunneus
Lineage: Eukaryota; Metazoa; Arthropoda; Insecta; Hymenoptera; Formicidae
Product: tRNA:m(4)X modification enzyme TRM13 homolog
Exons: 5
Coding region: 631-1884 (417 amino acids)
Biological process (GO): tRNA methylation
Source: RefSeq, a predicted model, not a curated record
AGAAGAGGAGGAUUUGCGCGAAACGGCGACUCCCGAUUUCGAGGUUUCAACUCCUAGACACGCCCGGGGGGAUCAAUUUUGCCCCCUUCAACUUCUUGUUUAAACACCGUCCGAACCAAAAGGGUACGGCUGCUAUUAAAGUACCUUCUAGGGGAGAUGACUCGCAAUAAUAACGAUUUCUCUCGAGCGUGUUGAUACGAAAAAUACACAGAUGUGUAAUCAGAGAUGUAUGAUUAUUAAACUCACCCUCUCGUAGUUGAAGGGGAACCGUACGAUCGUAAUGAUCACAGUCCGCGAGCGGAGGCCGUGUGUGCGAUUUAAAAAUCCAUAAAUACGUAAUGGCGCUCACAGCGUCCGUCCCGAAAGAUUCACGGAGUCGACAUCUGACGGCGGCAGACGGUCCGAGCGCGGAAUGUGUACGCGGCUGACUUCGCGCUGGCCGCUGACAGUCUCGAUCUAACUUAAUCUGACCUAACUUGGAGUGAUCUAACCUCGAAGGAAAGUCUGUGUACCCGCAGGUGCGUUUACUCCGAGUGGAAUUUCGAUCUUUUGAUAGCUAAGAACUCGAAUAAGUGAUAUCGUAUUCACUCUGGGACUGAGGUCUAUCUUACGGAAGGGAAAGACUGAAACAUGAGCGGGGAGAGAGUGACAGAUCGCGAUCGCUGCAUGCAUUUCGUCACACGGAAGAAACGCUACUGCCGGAUGACGGUGCGAGCGGGGAAGCGAUACUGCGGCGAACAUCAGCGGGACGUCAACGACCCUGACGUUGACCAGAGGAUGAAGUGUCCGUUGGAUCCUACGCACACGUGCUACCAGUCGAAGCUGGCGAAGCACUUGACCGUGUGCAACGCCAAGCGCAGAAUGGACGCACGGCCCGCGUUCAUCGUCGAGGGAGUAAAUCUGGACGAGGAGGGCAUGGUGGCGCCAGCGCACGUGCCGUUGUCGCGACUCGACGAGUCGGUCGUGGCGGCGGUGAUAAAAAAGAUCCAUUCCGCCUAUGAAAAGCUGCCAGAGUUCUCUCAAGCAAUCCUACAACAUGACGUGCUGAAGGACAGAUUGAGUGACAAAACCUACGGCAAUCGCGUCAGAAAGCACUUGCUCCAAAAUUCAUCUCUGCUCGGACAUUUGGAACAGGCCGGUCUCGUGCAGGACGACACCUGCUUUAUCGAAUUCGGCGCGGGAAAAGCUCAAUUAACAUACUGGUUGGGCCAGAUCAUAAAGAGCAAAUCGAACUCUUGCGUCUUACUAGUCGAUCGUUCUAGUCACCGGCACAAGAACGACAAUAAGCUCAAAAGGGAGGAGAGUAACCUCGCGAUAAAGAGGGUGCGCGCCGACAUCGCUGAUUUGCAGUUGAACCAGAUCACGGAGAUCCAAUCCGUCAAACACAAAGUUGGAAUUGCAAAACAUCUGUGUGGCACAGCCACAGAUUUGGCAAUACGCUGUCUGGUGAAAUCGAUGACCAAUGAGCCCUACGUCGAUGUUUGCGGCUUAGUCAUCGCGUUUUGCUGUCAUCAUAGAUGUGAAUACUCGUCUUACGUGGGUCGAGAAUACCUACUACAAUGCGGUUUCACCGUAAACGAGUUCCCGAUUCUGUGCAGUAUAGUCAGUUGGGCGACUUGCGGUCCACGCACAAAGAGCGACGCUAAAUUGCAACCUAACAAAACGACCAAUAGCCAACAACCUUGUGAAGAAGAUAACAUCAUACAGUCUUCAAAAUUGAGUGAACACGAACUUAUCGGACGUAAAGCGAAGACGCUUUUAAACUGGGGUCGCUUGGUCUACCUACGAAGUAUUGGAUUUGAAGUUCAGUUAUUUUAUUAUACGUCUACUGAUGUCUCGUUGGAAAAUAUGUGCAUUGUGGCUACACGAAAACAUUCGAUAUAAGUGAUAUGACAUGCGAUUUAUUUCCAUUUUUGUUCCUCGACGUAUAAAUCUUUUUUGUACAUGUACGUGUCUAUAAGAAAAAUAUUAAGAUGUCUUGUAGACAUAUUUUUAAAAAAGAUAUUACAGACACUCAACAUUCUUUUAGACACUUCACUGGCCAAUAUGUGAAAAAAAAAACAAUAAACAAUUAUGUUACGUAA